Molecule: messenger RNA, 1347 nt
Organism: Penaeus chinensis
Lineage: Eukaryota; Metazoa; Arthropoda; Malacostraca; Decapoda; Penaeidae
Product: mucin-2-like
Source: RefSeq, a predicted model, not a curated record
AUGAGGUUCCUUCGGCCCGAGGCAGAGGCCGUUGUGGCGCCAGCUGGUGUGUCCUUACUACGAGCGACGGAAAUGACCAUCACCACUAUCACCAUCAUUUCCACCACCACCAUCACCACCACCACCACCAUCACCAUCACCACCAUCACCAUCACCACCACCUCCAACACCACCAUCACCAUCACCACCAACAUCACCACCACCACCAUCACCACAAACAUCAUCACCACCACCACCAUCACCACAAACAUCAUCACCACCACCACCAUCACCACCACCACCAUCACCACCAUCACCAUCACCACCACCCCCACCAUCACCCCACCAUCACCAUCAUCACCAUCACCAUCAGCACCACCAUCACCACCAUCACCCUCACCAUCACCACCAUCACCACCACCACCAUCAUCACCAUCACCAACACCAUCACCACUAUCACCAUCAUUUCCACCACCACCAUCACCACCACCACCACCAUCACCACCAUCACCAUCACCACCACCUCCACCACCACCAUCACCACCAACAUCACCACCACCAUCCCCGCCACCACAAACAUCAACCACCACCACCAUCACCACCACCACCAUCACCACCAUCACCAUCACCACCACCCCCACCAUCACCACCACCAUCCCCACCACCACCACCACCAUCACCACCAUCACCACCACCAUCACCACCACCACCACCAUCACCACCACCAUCACCACCACCACCACCACCAUCACCACCACCAUCACCACCAUCACCACCACCAUCACCACCAUCACCGAUCUUAAUGCAGGCUUCAAAGAAGAGAUGGAAAAUAUAAAAGGAAUUCUGACUCCAAAACACUAUUCUUUACUUAACAUUAAAGUGCUGAAUCCAUCAAGCGAGAGUGAGAGCGCUGGCGAUGAAAGGUUGGAGGAUUUAGAGAGCGAGUUUGGGGAAAUGAGGAACGGGAAUGGAAUCGGGAAUGGGAAUGGGAAUGGGAAUGAGAAUGGGAAUCUUCUCAAGUAUUCUAUACCCUGCUAUCUCUAUCCAACACUCUCUACAGAUUGUCUUCCCGGCUCUUAUUUCCCUCGCCUCCUGAAGCCUGAAGCGCAAGCGCCUUUCUCCCCAAUCCCUAAUCCCAAAUCCUCCUCGAUAUACAUCCUUGAAGCCAACACCUCCGCGAUCCGGCCUUCCACUAUUGGCUUUAUCCACACCCAUCGUAUUGAUUCAACCAGAAGGAAAAUGCCGUCUUGGUUGAACGCCGCCACAUCAGUCAGCAUGUUAAAGACACGUUUUGCCAAGGGAUCUCCAACAUAUAAGAUUAUUUACACAGCAACUCAGUGGAAAUUAGGGUACAAGCUUGAGAAUUAA